This is a messenger RNA of Mercenaria mercenaria, 2622 nucleotides long. Its product is annotated as mRNA export factor-like. Gene Ontology annotation, cellular component: nuclear pore. The coding region runs from base 205 to 1329 and encodes 374 amino acids. NCBI's taxonomy places the organism in Eukaryota, Metazoa, Mollusca, Bivalvia, Venerida, Veneridae. Gene Ontology annotation, biological process: RNA export from nucleus; transcription-dependent tethering of RNA polymerase II gene DNA at nuclear periphery. The transcript has 2 exons. The record is from RefSeq and is a predicted model, not a curated record. Gene Ontology annotation, molecular function: ubiquitin binding; RNA binding.
AAAAAAAGAAAGUACGUAUGAUGACACAUACUUUGCUUAAUUUUAGAUUUAAACUGAGUUAUUAUUUGAAGUAAGAAGCAGUACAGCAUUCGACACUAUCGUUUGCAUGAAAUGUGGUGCAUCGCUUUAGGUUAAAGGCAUUCAUUGCAUCCUAGAGAACAGUUUCAGCAACAUACCAGAAGUGCUACAAGUAUCUGAGAAAACAUGAGUUUCUUUGGUUCAACAUCGUCAACGUUUGGAAACACGAGCAGUGGAGCAGGAAUGUUUGGGACAACCACUAACACAAAUUAUAAUGCUAUGAAGGAUAUUGAGGUUACCUCUCCACCAGACGACAGUGUGAGCUGCCUAAAGUUCAGCCCAGAGUCUAUGAUGCAAUCGACCUACUUGGUAGCCGGUAGUUGGGAUAACAACGUACGUUGUUGGGAGGUGCAGCAAUCGGGGACCAUUGUCCUGAAGGCCCAACAGACCCACACUGGGCCAGUACUUGAUGCUGAUUGGAGCGACGACGGUACUAAAGUGUUCACUGCAUCCUGCGAUAAAACGGCCAAAAUGUGGGACUUGAACAGUAAUCAGUUUGUACAAAUAGCUCAGCAUGAUGCUCCAGUUAAAACUGUGCAUUAUGUGAAAGCUCCAAACUAUACAUGCGUUAUGACCGGAAGCUGGGAUAAAACUCUCAAGUUUUGGGAUACAAGACAACCAACCCCUAUCAUGAACAUAGCGCUGCCGGAAAGAUGUUACUGCGCUGAUGUGAAAUACCCAAUGGCGGUUGUCGGCACAGCAGGCAGAGGUCUGAUCAUAUACCAACUGGAGAACCAGCCGCAGGAGUUCAGAAAGUUUGAAUCUCCGCUGAAGUACCAGCAUCGCUGCGUUAGUAUCUUUAUGGACAAGAAGACAAACCAGCCAACAGGAUUCGCACUUGGCAGUAUUGAAGGACGAGUUGCAAUACAUUAUGUAAAUCCAACAAAUCCGAAAGACAAUUUCACUUUUAAAUGCCACAGAGCAAAUGGUACCACUUCCAACAACAUGCAAGAUAUAUAUGCUGUGAAUGACAUCUCUUUUCACCCUGUACAUGGUACCCUGGCUACUACGGGCUCUGACGGAAGGUUUAGCUUUUGGGACAAGGAUGCCAGAAUUAAACUGAAGACCUCUGAGCAAUUUGACCAACCACUCACUGCUUGCAACUUUAACCCGCAAGGCAACAUCUUUGCAUAUGCAACCAGUUACGAUUGGUCUAAAGGCCACGAGGGUUUCGACCCACAGAAGAUGAAGCCACAUAUUUUCUUGAGGAGGUGCUUUGAUGAACUUAAACCUUCUACCAAAAAAUCAUAAGUGUAACGAAAGGUGUUAUAUAGGACAAAACGUUUGAGGAGAUGCUUUGAAGAACUGAAACCUACAAAAAUGAUAAACCUAAGAAAAAUGUAGUGCUCAUAGAACAAAAUUCUCAAGGACGUACUUUGACGAACUACUCAAACUUAAAAAAUUGUCAGCAGAAGAAAGAUGUAACAUAGAACAAAACUCAUGCAGAUGUUCUUUGUCAAAAACAUUCUAAUAAAAUCAUAACAGCAAGGAAGAUUAUAUACUAAGUAAUAAAGAACAACACAAUGAAAUAAAAAUAUAAUCUACUAGAAAGGCAACAAAACUACAAAAUAAGAAAAACAAGAUUUGCAACAAAAUUGUGAAGUAAAAAACAAAAUAAAGGCAAAAUCACUGUGAAAUAGGAAACAAAUUAAAGGCAAAAUUACUGUGAAAUCAGAAACAAAUUAAAGGCAAAAUCACUGUGAAUUAAGAAACAAAAUAAAGGCAAAUUCACUGUGAAAUAAGGAACAAAAUAAAGGCAAAUUCACUGCGAAAUUAAGAAACAAAAUAAAGGCAAAUUCACUGCGAAAUUAAGAAACAAAAUAAAGGCAAAUUCACUGUGAAAUAAGAAACACAAGAAAGGCAACAAAACCAUGAAAUAAUGUACAGAAGAUUGGCAGGAAAUCACUAGAAUGCCAACACAACUAUGAAAUAAGAAAUACAAAAUAGCAAAUAAGUUAUGAAAUAAGAAACACAAGAAUGGCAGAACCACUAUGAAACAAAACUUCGGAGUAAGAAACACAAACUUGAAAGAAAGACUUUAAAGAGAAUAUAUAGAACAAGACUAUGAACUAGGAAACACCAUUAUCAGUGAAAAACAGUUACUGUUUGGUAAAUCAGCAGAUGAAUCCUACAUAAUCUGACUGUCAGAAUUUCAUAAAAUACAACUCCACAGCAUGUUAAACAUACUGAAGCAGCAAAUUAAAAAAAAACAAUGAAUAUUUGGAUACUAAGUACUAUAAUAACAUUAAGAUGUUUAUUAAGAAAACAACAGAAACUUGUGAAAUGACUGUCUGUUGUACAAAAUGUAUAUAGUGACCUUAAAAAAAGAGACACUGAGAAUUAAAACUUGCCUUUGAUAAGCGUAUAGAAGCUAAAGGUGUAUAUAGAAACAUAUUAACUGUCCAUUGAGAAUGGUGUGGAAAUAAGUUUAUAAUUUGUUAUUCGUUCUGGUGUUAUAAUGUUGUAUUUUCAGUGUUUUGUGCUAUGGCUUUUGUACUACCGUCACUAAAGUAAUUUGGAAUAAAUUAGUUUAUAGUUUGAGAA